This is a messenger RNA of Centruroides sculpturatus (bark scorpion), 1419 nucleotides long. RefSeq lists its product as uncharacterized. The record is from RefSeq and is a predicted model, not a curated record. The transcript has a single exon. Bases 25 to 831 code for a protein of 268 amino acids. Lineage: Eukaryota; Metazoa; Arthropoda; Arachnida; Scorpiones; Buthidae.
UCAUCCUUUGUUCUGAAAAUCAGCAUGCCGCUCAGCGACCAGCCAGAAACAAUGGCCGUCAACGUAACUCGAGUCGCUGUUAAGCCUCCGCCGUUUUGGAAGCCGAAUCCGACGUUAUGGUUCGCGCAACUCGAGGCACAAUUUGCCAUCUCCGGGAUAUCCGCAGACUCCACAAAAUUCAACCACGUGAUUUCAGCAAUCGAGUCCGAGGUGCUCAACUCAGUUAGUGACUUAAUUCUACACCCACCGGCCAGCGAAAAAUACGAGGCCCUCAAAAAACGUCUCAUUGAGCUACACUCGGAAAGUCAAGAAUCAAAGAUUCGCACACUCCUGCAAGGCUUGGAGUUAGGAGACCAGCGCCCGUCACAACUGUUAAAUCGUAUGCGUGCUCUCGCCGGCGAGGCGGUUGGGGAACCACUAUUAAAGUCCUUGUGGCUAUCAAGAUUACCAGCGAACACUCAAAGUAUUCUUGCCACGCUAAGCGAGGACCUACCCCAACUAGCUACGAUAGCCGACAAAAUGUCGGACCUAACCAUCACACAAAGUGUAAAUUCCACUUCGAGUCAACAGUUAACGCACCCAUCCUCGUUAGAAUUUCAAAUUGAGCAGCUUAUCAAUCAAGUGGCAGAAUUAUUGGUCAUAGUGCAUCGUGAGCGACCACGUGAGAGGAAUAAUCGUCCAACGUUCCACUCCCGAAAUCGUAAGCCAGUUCGAGGUCGUUACCGCCAGUUCAAAGAACCGAUGAACAAUCAAUGCUUUUACCACACCAACUUCGGAGAGAGAGCCAGGAAAUGCACACCUCCCUGCUCUUUCCAGCCGUCGGGAAACUAGCAGAGCGGCUGUCUGGGGCCAACAGUUGCGACCGCUCGAUUGACCGAAUAUUUAUGGCCGACCCGUCUACAAACUUGAGUUUUUGGUUGACACUGGCGCAGAUGUUUCAGUGAUUUCUAAAUCUCUCUCACUGCAAGCAAAAACCCCUGGGAAGCUAGUUCUCUUUGCUGCCAAUGGCACGAAAAUCCCAACUUACGGCACCAAGCUGCUAACACUGGAUUUUAACCUGCAAAGAAACUUUCCAUGGCCUUUCAUCAUCGCCGACGUCACUCAACCAAUUAUAGGCAUAGACUUUCUAACGCACUUCGACCUAUUGGUGGACGCACGAAAAAACCGCCUCAUAGAUGUAGCCACGCAGCUGAAGUCUAGAGGAACAGAAUGCCCCAAACCAACGACAAAUCUCUCCAUCACCACCAUAUACGGAGAUUCUGACUUCCAGCGAGUGCUGGCAGAAUUUCCCUCGAUCACGAAUCCCUCGUUAAUAACAGCGAGAAGCGGCAAGGCUUUCGUUUUCCACCACAUUGAGACUACAGGUCCGCCAGUUUUUUGCAAACCGAGUCGCCUUCCCCCGGACAAGCUAAAAGCAGC